Tarenaya hassleriana is the source of this 311-nucleotide messenger RNA. RefSeq names its product VQ motif-containing protein 20-like. The transcript has a single exon. The record is from RefSeq and is a predicted model, not a curated record. The annotation marks the transcript as partial. Lineage: Eukaryota; Viridiplantae; Streptophyta; Magnoliopsida; Brassicales; Cleomaceae.
AACCCCAUCGGAGAACAAGGGCAGGUGAGUUUAUCGUAUUGCUCGUUGGCGGCGAUUCCUCCACCGUCGCCGGCGAUGUUGGAUGCGGUGGCGUUGUCGGCUCCGGGGAUCAAUUACGGCGCGUAUUUGUCGACGAACCCGUCAGAUGGAUCGUUGGGGAAUUACGAAAUGGAUCCGUUGUUCUUAGCUCCCAUUCCCACUAUGAGGAUCUCUUCUUCUUCUUCUUCCUCUCAUGGGUUCGAUGGCUUGUCGGAGUUUCGCGAGUAUUAGAGUUCCGAUGAGAAUAAAUAAAUUACAUCUUUUUUUUUCUA